Molecule: messenger RNA, 1190 nt
Organism: Triticum aestivum (bread wheat)
Lineage: Eukaryota; Viridiplantae; Streptophyta; Magnoliopsida; Poales; Poaceae
Exons: 5
Coding region: 480-1190 (236 amino acids)
Source: RefSeq, a predicted model, not a curated record
AGGAUUGAACUUGGCGAUUCAAGCAGGUGCAGAUCUCUGAGCUUUACCGGCGCCACUCCGAACUCGUCCCUGAUGCGCAGUCCUCCUCUUCAUGCUGUCUCUUCUUCCUCCAACUCUUCCAUCGAGCAGAGCAGGUUCCCUUCCCCUCUUCCGGCCGUGUGAUUUGAUGUUUCUUUUGUGAAUUGGACUUGAUUUGAUUUGCGGGCCUUGUGUACAGUAGAUGCCCUCAUCAACCUGCCUGCAGCCAGCCGUGCAGCCGCAGCAGAUUGACGAGGAGGACUGAUGACGACAAUGGAGGAAGACUGAAUCAAGCUGAAAAUGCAUUGAGAUAAUGUGGGAAUGGAAAAUGAGGUAAAAAACUGAACCUGCUGGUCGAUAAUGAACUCUUUCUCCUUCAGGUUAUAUCACAAACUUGAAAGCAGGAGUAAUUUUCUUCCCAGAAGUUUGCACAAUUUAAUCUAGGAUCAUGGUCCUGGUCAAUGUUAGGGGCAAUAGUAGUAAAGCCAACAAAAAAAUGGGCAAUUUAUAAGUUUCUGUCCGUGAUGUCUGAACAAAUGCAACAAAUUUGUCUGUACAGUAUGAUUGCUGAAAAUGGACCGUCGUAUAUACCUGUACAAGGUUGGGGAGGCAUGGUCAGCGUUGGUGUUCUGGUGCAGGUCGCCGGAGCCCGGAGAGAGGAGAGGUCGUCACGUCGAGCUCAUGGGGAUAGGGCAGCCACCACUGUCGCCUCCCGCGACGACAGAGCAAAGCUUGAAGAUCAUGGCUAUUAUUGUGAAGUUCUCAAGGUGAUGAGCUUACUCGAGUGCUUUCCCCUGGAGACUUUGCAUUUCCAGGAGUACUUAAAUGCACUUCAUCCAAGGACGAUGCAAGCCAUUUACCAGAAAGCAGAAGCAGAUUUUGGUGAGGAGUACCUGCCUGGAGUGGUGUGUGUUGCGAUGACCAGGCGGGGGCGCAGCGACGAUCUGUCUGGGCAGCGGGGCAAGGACGCUAGGGCGGCGGCGACGAUCUGUCUGGGCAGCGGGGCAAGGACGGAGGAGCCUGGUGGAGGGUCCUGCUGGUGGAGGGCGGAGGAGGAGGAGGAGGAUGGGCUUGCUGCUGGUCUGGACGAGCAGCAGGAGGAGGAGGAGGGGCCUGCUGCUGACCUGGAUGCGCUGCCCUGGAGGAAGACAAUGAGGAAGACGACGAUCUGA